Gopherus flavomarginatus (Mexican gopher tortoise) is the source of this 7494-nucleotide messenger RNA. It is a transcript of the gene ARMH4, whose product is annotated as armadillo like helical domain containing 4. The record is from RefSeq and is a predicted model, not a curated record. The coding region runs from base 163 to 2514 and encodes 783 amino acids. Lineage: Eukaryota; Metazoa; Chordata; Testudines; Testudinidae. The transcript has 8 exons.
CACUGGCCCCGCGAGCAGCCGGCGGCGGGAUGGUGAGCGCCGGCACCGGUCGCUUCCCAUGUGCCUUGGCAGCGGUGCCCGGCUGAAGGGACACGCUGGGCUCAGGAUUCACUUUCUGAAAUAAUCAACUCUGCAAAUUUCUGUGCACAUCUUUCUUCCGAUAUGAGCAGAUCAAUAGGAUUUCACAUUUGCAUAGUCAUAUGCAGCAUCCUGCUCAGCUCCACCAGCUUGCAAUGUCUAACCUUUCAGAAACUGGAGAAAGACACAGUAUGGGUCCAACAAACUGCAUUGGCAGGGAAUGGGCUAGAAGACAAGAGGGUGAGCAUGCAAAGCUUGGAAAAUAACGUAGGCUCUUCUGAGCAAUCGACCAGUGUUGCUGUCUCAGAAGAGCCAUCUGGAGUGUUAACAGAGCCAUCUGGGACUUCAUUAAACAAGAUCUUCACUGCUAAAGGAGAAACGCAACACACAAGUCUUAGUGAUAAUCUUUUCAUAGGCAGUAAGAGCCUCGAUGUUUACCCCCCUACAGUGUCAGUGGUUGUGGUAGAUGAAAGUGAGUUCAGUCCCACUGGAUCUAGCAAAGAGUCGAGUGAAAACGGGCUACUGAAGGCCAUGCUAACUACGGCUUUGACUACUCUCAAUCCGGACAUUGAGGCUGAUGUGCUCAGUAGUACAGUGUUCAAGACGACAGUAGGGGGUAGCACAGAGGCAGGGCAUACUUUUAUUAGCAACCAGGAUAAUCACUUUUUUACGGUGGAUGCUGUGGAAGGAGGGAAGAAGGCAGAUGGUAGUUCCGAGCUCUCAGCUACACCCCAGUUUAGCAAUGAAGAAUUGCCAACUCUGCACCCCAGAACCCAGAACUUAGAAGCGGUGAGUGACUACCCCACAAGCCCUUUACUUUUGGCUCAUCAAACAGCUGAUUCUGAGCCUGGAACACUGGAGCCAAAUGUAGGGAGCCCUUUGCAGUUGACAGAUGCUCGUGCCUCUGCCCUCACUGCGAAACAGACAUUUGUAUCCACUGAUGCCUCCCUAAAUUUGGAAACAAAAACGGACAGCAGGCAAGGAAGCUUCCGAGUGGCAGCUAGUGCUGUCACAGGCGCUCCAGCUGUCUCUGUACUGAGUGAUGAUUGGGAUGAUACAAAAUUAGGAACUAUAAGUCAGGUAAGAGGCUCAAAGCAUGAGGAGAAAAAACAGAACGAUGUGAUAGUGGAACCUCCUUGGACAAAGGGAAGAGAGGAUGAUGAAGAUGAUGUGAAAAGAGGCAUGCCAUUUACAGCUUCUGCAUAUGCAACAGCCAUUAAACUAGAAAAAAACGUGUACCCUGGGCCAGCACAGGUGUCAAUGCAGAGGGAGAUGAUGCCAACAGUUUCCGCUGGCCAAACUUCUGUUUAUCUCACAAGUCCCUUGGCAGAAGCUGAAGUGACUGCUAUAAACACAAAGAAAAAUACAGAACUCGUCACAAUGGAUGAUAGGAAAAGUGUCUCCUUGUCAUUGCCAGAGACUGUUACUAUGACGGACACAAAGUCCAAUAUCUUCCUUACCCUGGAAAAUUCAUUAAAAGGUGUUACUCAAGAUACGAUGCCAGCCAGUCAAGAAAUUGAUGCCACCUUGCCAGUCAUGACACCAGCAUGCUUUGCUGUACACGAGACCACAAGUGAAGCAAGCGUGACAGAGGAAGAAAGCAAGGGGGCAACCCUGAUACCGACUGUUUCUGGUGUAGCCCAGCUGUCGGAAAAGUCAGAACACUCAGCUACUACCGUCUCCUUUACUGCCACCCAUUUGUCUAUUGCAAAAACCCCGGAUGCCGAAGUAGUCUUAACAGACCUGGUCACUGUCUCAGAUGAGGAAGCAGUCACUGCUCUUCCUGAAUCUUUGGAGACCCUCGCUGGAAUGAGAAUGCAGGUGGAGGAGCUGACCAGCAGAACUGCGACCCUGGCAACUCCAGGUUUGAUGGCAUCUUCUGUAAGGAGAACAGUUGUUCCAUCUGUGAGGCAGAUUAGCACAGCUGUCACCUACGGAUUGGACCGGCUGGAGUCGGAAGAGGGGGAGGAGGAAGAGGAGGAUGAAGAGGAGGAUGAAGAAGAGGAAGAGGAGGAAGACAGAGAUACAGACUCAAUGGAGGAAAGCAUGGAGGGUGACACGGAGCUGCCAGGUUUCACUCUUCCUGGUGAAACUUCCCAGGAGCCUGUAGUUGGCAUAGGAGACUCUGCCGCACAGCUGGCUGGGGUAUCUUACCAAGUUCCAGACACCAUUGAAUGGGAACAGCAAAACCAGGGCCUUGUGAGAAGCUGGAUGGAAAAGCUAAAAGAUAAGGCGGGAUACAUGUCUGGGAUGCUGGUCCCUGUGGGGGUUGGUAUAGCUGGAGCCCUGUUUAUCCUGGGAGCGCUCUACAGCAUUAAGAUCAUGAAUCGCCGAAGGAGAAACGGCUCCAAAAGGCAUAAAAGAAAGCAGAGGGAAUUUAACAGCAUGCAGGAUCGAGUAAUGCUCUUAGCUGAUAGCUCUGAAGAUGAAUUUUGAACCUGACUGCGGAGCCGUUGUGAUUUCCAAUGACUUUUUCGAGGGCAAGGGGAGAAGAAGGAAGGCGUUUGUGCUGCAUCACUGCUAUCAGCCACCACGUGCCACUGUGUAGCGGUUUUUACAUCCUGGCAAAACAGGCAUGUUGUAUUCUAAAUGUAAUGCGCAAUGAUGUUUGUUUUUACACAGUAGUGAGAUUACACAUUCACACAGUGCACCUCAUUGAAAUGCAGAAUACGUAUUGUUACAGCUGGAGCCGAUACUAAUGGAUGAUGACUUUGUUUUGAUCACAGUGUAAUAUUUUUGUUCCAGCUGAUGGUAACUAAUCAUAAUUAUUGCUGUCACCUAAUUUCAGGAUGGGCACCUUCACCGAGAAUGACUUCUGUCCAAUUAGUUAACUGUAGAUGUUAUAUUACCGGAGUUUACUAGAGUUUGUCAGUGCUAAAAUUAGCUGUUCUGCUUAAUUAACAAACUACACACUUGAACCCCUUCCCUUGUCAACAGGGAGACGCCCAAGUACAGUCCAAUUAUAGACAUAAUAAUAGACUCAUUUGUACAUUCCUUGCCCCAAUUUCCCUUGUCCUUUUAAAAAAUCCUCCUUUUAACUGUGUUCCAUGUUUAGGGAAAACAUAUGGAAAUGACAACAAAACACAAUUCAUAGCCUAAAUAUUCAGUGCAGUUUUCAUCAGCAUUAUAACAGCACAACAAAUGCCACCGCCCGCACAUUGACAAAUGCUAAGAUGCUCUUUGCAUGAAUCUCUUAGCUUUUAUUCAGUGUGCCGCUGGAAUAUCAAGCAGGCAAAAGAAAUGGGAAUAGCAGGCUAGAGAAUUUUCAUCUUAAGGGGCUUGUCUGAUUAUUUGUUUGGCGUGGUUCAUCUAUCAAGCGGAGCUCUGCCCUCUUAGCGAUGCUAGAGAAAUAAUAAUCGAGCGUCGGUCUCUUUUCACAAUUGGUAACUAACUCUUAUAAGCGUCACAAACACCUGUGGCCCUCUGCACCAUGGAAGGUGCAGAAUGCUGUGGCUGUGUCCUGUCGUCUGAUUGAUCAGGAAAGCAGGUGGUGUGUGGGAUGCAGUACAGAAGGCAAACGAAGCACAGGCUCCUGGUUCAUGCAAAAGGAGCUCUCCUCUUGAGUGCUGAAGAGGACCUCACCUGUGGCUGACAGAUUUUUUUGGACCAGAUUCAGAUCAGGUUUAGAAGUUGUGCCAGCACAAGGCUGCCGUGCAUGUGACUGUAGAUGGCUAGGCAGUCAUGGCUGGGGUGCGGCUGGUUAUAGAUAGCAAAAGGCCCCAUCAGUGGAGAAGGAGGUCAAGGCUGGGAUACAUAUGGCCAAAAGGAAAGGUAGUCAGGGCUGCAGCAUGUGUGGUUGUGGGUGGAAUGGGGUCAGAUUGGGAACAUGGGGUCACAGGCCAGAAGGCAGCUGAGGCAGGAGUGAAGGCAGCCAUAGAUUAGGAAGUUGUUAGGAUGGGGUGUGUGUGGCCAUAGGUGGAAAGGCAAUCAAGGCUGUAGUACAUGCGGCCACAGGUGGCUGAGGCUGGAGGAAAGUGUCCUUACUGGUCAUUUCAUCAGCAAGCGUGAGCAGCAUCAACAUGUACAGUUGAUCGCAAAAUAACACAGUGAAUUAGCAAAACAUGUUUCUGGAACUGAACAGGAAAGAAGGGGCAUUGCUGCUGAGCUGGUUGAUUGGCUGGUUGUUUCAACCCAGAAUAUGUGCCAUGUUUUGUUGUUGCGUUUUUAAAAAUGCCCCUCAUUUCCUCUGCUCUGGUGUGCCGUGAGAUGGCUAUUUCAUUCUGCAUCCAUAUUGCAUGUAUGCAAAAAUCCUUAUUCCCAAAUUGGAAAUUGCCCCUAUUAGAGGGAACCUUGAUUUAAGCUGCUACAAGUCGAGGACACAAGAUGAGUCAGGUAAGGUCAGGAGGCUGCUCAUUUAUCUAGAUCGAUCCCUCUAAAUCUUUGAAAAAAGUACGAGAGACGUGGUUGAAUAGACAGAGUAUGAUUGAAUUCUUUGUAAAGGUGAAAAGGGCUGGCUAAUUGCCAAGAUGCGACAUUAGCAAAGCCCUGUAAGUUACGCCAAUGAGGAUGAUACAGAAGUCAGAGGUACAGGGAGGCCUCACUUCUGCUCUGUCACCCUGCCUAUACCCUCCACCCUGCGGGGGCCGGUAACAUUUGAGUGUGUAAAUUCUAUUGUUGGCAUGCACAGACGAUAGUGAUCAAACACUGCAUGGGCACGUGAUUGUGUGUGCAAAGCUGAGGUUUGUGCUUUGAAAAUUGGACUGGCUGCUGACUGUGCAGGAAACAGCCCACAUACCAACCAGCGUAUACAGUGCGAAUCAGAAAAAUGGGAUUCCUUCUCUGGGAUAGUGAGAGCUCUCCCGCUGGAAACGGAAGGUCAGCGAUCUGCAGAAUGUCAUGCACAAAUGUGAUGUUUAAUAACAAGCAAUGGAGUUUGCUCAGCCAAACCGAAGUACUUUGCAGUAGCUCUUUCCGUGUUAUGGCAGUUUCCCUUGAGUGUGAAAGAAGGGACCAGCAGGAUUUGAAAUGCACCUAUUGAUGAGUCUUCCAAUCUGACAACUCUGCAUGGUGAGUCAGGGAUUUCUCAACGAACACACGGAAAAUAGAGGUGGACUAAGGCUAAACAGAGCCAGUUCCAACAAAAUGUUGGGGUCCCCCUGGAGCGUGUCUUCCUUCAAGCACCCCCUGGGACAGACUUUCCCUCCCAGCACUCCAGAUAGACUCUUGUCUUCCACCCCCGGGUCUUUGGUCUUCCUGCCUUGCUAGGCAGUCCCAGGUCUCCUGGCAGCAAUCACCUGUUUGUUCUGUUGCCACUUGCUACUCUGCCGCUCACUGGUGCUCCCAGGUGUCUCUGUCCAUGAGGUCUGGAUCUCAAGUAUCCUGCCUAAAUCCAUCCGGGAAACAUAUAGCAAUUAUUUAAAUACAGUUUAAAUCCAGCGGCAGGGUUGUUUGUUCUUAUAACAAAUGGUUAAAGCCUCUUUCCCUCAGAGCUCAGGAUCAGUCCUAGCUAGGAGAAGCAUUUCCUCUUGAAAUGAAUGCCCACUCUUUUCUUCUCUCUCUCUCUCUCUGAAGUUGCUUGGAGGAGGGGAAAUGGUUUUGGGACGUUGCUACACUAACAAAAUGAGGAGCUUUGACUUAACUACCUGUUCCAGCUGAGGCAUCUGGUAACAGGGAAGUCUUUUCCUUUGGACUCUUUGAGGAGGUGGCAGGGCUUGUGGCCAGGUCUGAUUGUGGAAGCGAAGCCUUCAGCAGAGUGACUUUCAUCCCAGCUCAGCUUAAUUACUGUUGUCUCAGCAAGAAUCAGCUUUUAGCAGGCUGGGAACAAGAGACUAUACAGGCAACGGCGGGAUAUUUGUUCAAACUGUUCUUCCAUCUUAAAGGUGGAGGCGCAGGAAGAAUGUAUGGGCUAAGGGCAUGAACCAUUCUGCAGGAGUGAGCGUAACUGACUUAGGAGCAGCAAGGUUAGUAACUGGUCUCACUGGGCUCUUUGCCAGGGGCGAUGCCCUGGAAGACAGCUCUGAGCUGGUAGUGGGAAGACGAGCUGCUGGGGCAGAUGAGAAUCAGAGGACUCGGGAUGGCUCAGUGAGACCCAAAAGGCUGGGAAUCAGCAGGGCUUUCUGCAAUGACAGCCUCUGCAUUGUGCUCCUGCUAGUGAUUGUUCACACGGGGUAAGAGCAGUGUGGGCUCUGUGCAGUAGAUGUCUAGCUUGUGUUGACUGAGCAGGAAAAGAGGAAGGGUGGGGGUGGGGGGAACCCAGUGCUAGGAGUGGCCGCACUGAAAGGAGGCCAGGGCCCCUCGGAUGGGGAUGUCAGCUUGCUGGAUUGGAAAAGCUGCUAGUGAGCCACCCCAGCCUUUCACUGUUCUAAUAAAGCCAUAGUUUGGGAAGUGCUAACUUUGUACGCUCAACCAUUUCUCUUUUUCCCCCACCGUCAUUAAAUUCAUAAGAAAUUAAAAGGAAGGCUGCCUGUGGAAACGAUGAAGCCGCAUUUAAAUGAAACAGCUGCAUUUCUCCCUUCUUGUCUGUCAUGGUGUGUUUGACAGCCAAGAACAGCUCGGUAAUAUCACGGAUUUUAUUCAGUCCACCCUUGCCAGGCAUGUGUGCUAACCACAGGGCUGUACCAGCUGUGCCUGAAGUAGGGUCUGACAGAUAAAUGCAAACGUCCCACUGGUUAAAUAGCACUUAGGUGCAGGAACUAGGCAUGCGGGAGGUGCUGCAGCACUCCCUGGCUUGAAGUGGUUUCCAUUACAUCGAGGGUUUGCAGUUUGGUUCCAUGCCUCUCAGCACGCCCACUAUACAAAUUGUUGCAGCGCCCCUGCUUAUGGUGCGACAUGAGCUGCCGCAGCAGGAAAUUCCAGGAUCGCUGAGAUGCACUACACUUCCUGGUCAUGUUCAAUGUCUGCCAUUGUGGUCCAUCUAGGGGCCCGGGUGCAUCCUCUUGUGGAAAAAUCCUGUGGGAAGCAGCAGAGGACCUGCAAAACUGUCAGGUGACACUCAAGAGGACCUGAUCCAAAGCCCGAUGAAGUCAAUGGAAAGACACCCAUUGACAUCAAAGGGCUUUGAAUGAGGCUCAGAGUUUCCAGCUAAUCUGCCCCGCAGGGUGCUGGCGAGGAGGCAGGUGGCAUAGCUUCCCAUAGCAUUUGAAGGGAAAGCCCCAGUCCGGCAGAUGCAGGAACAUCCACAGACAUCAGCCAUGCUUUUGUUCUGGGCCCCCUCGACAUCAUGACUCUCCCAGGAAUGGGGCUGUCACUAGCCAGGCAUGCACUCUCUGGGCAAAACCAUCCUCUCAGGAGGGCUGCAGGCAUGCAGCACAACAUAAUGCAGAUUCUAGCAGCACUGGUAUAGACAACUGCUUGGAGAGCCUCUCCUCUGAUGAAGAGCAUGCCACAAAAUCCAGCUGCAACCUGGAUCUUCCGAUCCAGCUCCCGCUCUGCACAGACAAGUAGAGACAAUGGCCAGGCCCAUUGUUAGGCUGCCAG